Lathyrus oleraceus (garden pea) is the source of this 692-nucleotide messenger RNA. RefSeq lists its product as uncharacterized. NCBI's taxonomy places the organism in Eukaryota, Viridiplantae, Streptophyta, Magnoliopsida, Fabales, Fabaceae. The record is from RefSeq and is a predicted model, not a curated record. The transcript is spliced from 5 exons. The coding region runs from base 180 to 623 and encodes 147 amino acids.
AUUAUGGCUGCACAAGGUGUUCUUCGAAUGCACCUAAUCCUGAAAAAGCUUAUGAAUGUUCAUGUGGGCAAAAAGUCGAACAGCCUAUACCAAGGUACAAGAUUGAGAUAUAUGUUAGCAAUGGUGAAUCAAAAUAUCGAUUUGUAUUCUGGGAUUCCGAAUGUGCUGCUAUACUUGGAAUGAUUGCUGAAUUUAUGCAUAACUCUAUGGUGGAGAAUGGAGAAGAUGAUCCAAUGGUUUAUCCUGAUGAGCUUGAAAUGCUGUUGAAUAAGAAAAUGGCUUUUAGAGUUAAGGUGCAUCCAACGUUUUCCCAAGCGUCUGUUUGGAAGCUUUGUGAUGAUGAAGCCUUUGUUAAAGAGAUUGAAAAUGACUACAUAGUAGAAGACAAUCAGUCUAAAACUGAAUAUGCAAAGUUGGUCCCUAACAAAGAAAAUUUGGAAACUUCCGCACAAACAUUAUCUGCAUCUGGUGAAAAUGAUCCAGAAUCAAUCAUUCUAAUGACUCCGACUAAGGAUGUUGUAAUUGCUGACAAGGGUGAAGAAGUUGAUUUUGAAGCGUCUGGCGCUACGCAAUUAUCAGGCACCAAACCAUCCAAGAAAUUAAAGAUAGAACCAUCUUCUUAAUUAGAAUUUUCGGAAAUUUGAUAUUGAAAUAUAUUUUAUGAACUUUUUAGCACCAGAAUGAGUUUAAGU